Molecule: messenger RNA, 4214 nt
Organism: Podarcis raffonei (Aeolian wall lizard)
Lineage: Eukaryota; Metazoa; Chordata; Lepidosauria; Squamata; Lacertidae
Gene: SMPD3
Product: sphingomyelin phosphodiesterase 3
Exons: 9
Coding region: 571-2568 (665 amino acids)
Biological process (GO): sphingomyelin metabolic process
Cellular component (GO): cytoplasm; extracellular region
Molecular function (GO): sphingomyelin phosphodiesterase activity
Source: RefSeq, a predicted model, not a curated record
CCUGCGGUGGCCACGGCGGCGGCGGCGGCUGGUGCAAGAGAAGCGACGCGCAUGGGUAGGCUGUGUGUGGAGCUGUUCAGCGCAAAGGUGCUGAGCCUCGCUCGCGCUUAAGGAGGCUCCGCCGGCUGCUGCUGCUGCUGCUGCUCCCUUGGCUGGCGGCAUGGGACUGGGAUCCGGCUUCCUCCACUGCCACGCACAGAAAGGAACCCGACUUUAACAAGCUUAUGCUACAGAAGGAAAGGCUGAAUGAAUCUUGAAACAGGGAGCCCAAGACAGUAGCAGGUCUUUUUCAGGUGAACUUCUGCCAUGGCUUCUUGUGAUGAGCAAUGAUACACUCUGAAGUCUACAGAGACCAAACAUCCAAAGGAAUGGUUGCUUUGCUUCCUUCUCACUGUCACGAAAUGAAAUGGUGUUCCUAAGGUGAUAACUGCUUCUUGCAGUCUAGAAGACACAACUUUGCUAGGACAUUUUGUUUUUAUUUUUUUUGUAUGCAAACGCACAUUCUGAUGGCUGGCGGGCGGUGAUGACACCAUGUAGAAGGUCCUGAAGGGGUGUCCUAACUGAGUUGCAAUGGUUUUAUACACUUCCCCAUUUCCAAACGGCUUUCUGUCAGCACUGCACUCUUUCUCCUGGGGCUUGAUCUUCCCAUGUUAUUGGCUUGGAGACAGGCUUAUAGCCUCCUUUGUGCCUACCACCUAUGAGAAGCGCCAAAGGGGAGAUGAUCCGUGCUACUUCCACGCUCUGUGCAUCAUCAUCACCACUCCAAUUUACCUGGCGCUGCUGGUGGUCUCUCUGCCUUUUGCCCUGAUUGGCUUCCUGCUCUGGUCCCCUCUCCAGUCUGCUAGGCGACCGUACGUCUACUCUAGGCUGCAAGACAAGAGCCAGAUCCAUGGAAGCACGUUGCUCACAGAGUGGAAGGCCGCCAGCAAUGGGAAAAGCUUCUGCUUUGGCAGCGCCAAUGUUUGCCUGCUCCCAGACUCCUUGGCAAGACUGAACAAUGUUUUCAACACACAGGCCCGUGCUAAGGAGGUCGGGCGACGGAUACGGAAUGGGGCUAGCAGGCCACAGAUCAAAAUCUACAUCGAUUCUCCCACAAACACGUCCAUCAGCGCAGCAAGCUUCAGCAGCCUGGUCUCUCCUCAGGGCGGAGAUAGUAAUAACCGCGCAGUCAAUGUGGGCAUCAAGAGGACAACCUCGAUGGAGUACAAAGGGGACAACUCCGGCUCGAACAACAGCGAAGAUGGUAGAGAUGGCAAAGCUGGAGGAGAUACCAAUGAGGGCGAAGAUGGCAACACGUGCAUUGUGCGCAUAGGUGGAGAGGACAAUGGGCACAUUUCAGACCUGGAAGCGGAUGGCACUGGUGGCCAAGUCAAUAACAGCAAGGGGCCAGCAGACCGAUCACCAGAAUCUGAAGCCGAGAGCCUAAAAGGCCAGACGCCGAACCAUAAGCAGAAAGAGGGGGAUGCUGGGAGCCUAGAUAGCUACACUGCCUCGCGAGAGUCCCUCGUGAAGGUGCGUGCCGCAGACGGCCCUGUGGACCAGAGCACUGUCAACAGCAAGCUCCUUUACAAGGCCUCACUGAUGAAGAAGACCUCCUUGAGAAAAAAGAGAAACACGGAUGAGCUCUUUGACCACGAGAUCUCUGCUUUCUUCCCUGCCAAUUUGGACUUCCUGUGCUUGCAGGAAGUGUUUGACAAAAGGGCGGCUGAGAAAUUGAAAGAGGAGCUCCACCAUUACUUUGAAUACAUUCUGUACGAUGUUGGGGUCUACAGCUGCCACGGCUGCUGUACCUUUAAGUUUGUGAACAGUGGCCUGCUUUUUGCCAGCCGCUAUCCAGUUAUGGAUGCUGCUUAUCACUGUUAUCCCAAUGGAAAAGGAACAGACGCCUUGUCUUCUAAGGGAGCCCUGUUUCUCAAGGUGCAAGUGGGAAGUACACCUCAGGACCAAAGAAUUGUGGGAUACAUUUCCUGCACUCACUUGCAAGCUCUGGCAGGGGACAGUACUGUUCGAUGUGAACAACUGGAUCUGCUUCAGGAUUGGCUGGCUGAUUUCAGAAAAUCUACCUCCUCCUCCAGCACAGCCAAUCCAGAGGAGCUGGUGGCAUUUGAUGUACUCUGUGGAGAUCUCAACUUUGACAAUUGCUCAUCAGAUGACAAGCUGGAGCAGCAGCAUUCCUUGUUUACGCGCUACAAGGACCCAUGCCGGCUUGGUCCAGGGGAGGACAAAUCGUGGGCAAUUGGUACCUUGUUAGAUCCAGAAGGACUAUACGAUGAAGAAGUGUGCACAGCAGAUAACCUGCAGAAGACAAUGGAAAGUGAAGAAGGGCGAAAAGCCUAUAUUGUCUUUCCUACCAGCAAGACCCAUCCUUCAAGUCAGAAGGGGAGGAAGAGAGCUUUGAAGGGGAAUGGGAGGCGAAUUGACUACAUGCUUUACACUGAAGAAGGACUCUAUCUAGAGUGGAAAGUGGAAGUGGAAGAGUUCAGUUUCAUUACUCAGCUGGCAGGCUUAACUGACCACCUGCCUGUUGCCAUGCGCUUGAUGGUUUCAACGGGAGAAGAGGAUCCUUAAAAAAGGACCGGUUUCUUUGUCCCCCAAGUGUGUAGAGGAGGGAACUUCCAAACUUGUGACCAAGAUGCAAGACAGAGUGUGGGAUUUUUCGGAUGCCCCCACCCCCUCGAGACCAGGCUUGACUCAGACGAUCCUCUGGCUGCGAUUCUACCUGCUUUUCAGAUUCCUCUCCAUUUGCAUCCUGUUAGGAAGAUGUUAAAAAGGGAAGCAGAGAACGUAUGUGAAUGUGUGCAUGGGGAGAUGGGGAAGGGAGGGGGUGUCAGCCCACCCACAAGCGUCACGAGUUGUCAGGCAACCGGGCAAGCCUGUAUUUCUAUACUUUCACUGUGGACUUAAAAGGAACCAAGGUAGAAGUCCCAAUUCUUUUGAACCAGUGCCAUUCUUACAAAACAAUGUUUUUUAUAUAUAUAUACUGAUAUAUAGCACAAUUUAGUUUGUAAUCAGUCUCUGUGUUAGUGCUGCUCCAAAAGCGAGUUUUCGAAUCAUUUCUUUAUAUAUCCUUAAUGAGCUAAUGCUUAAUUUCUCUCUUCUUCUUUUUUUAAAAAAAUCCUUUUCUUCCCCACCCCCUUUCCUUUCCUUUUUUCUUUUUAGCCUGUUAAUGUUGUAGUAGCAUGCCUGCGUCAGAAGCAUGCCUCCACAUUGCAUGCCACUCACUUAGGAAUGGAAUGGUCAGUGAGGUACCAUUGGGGUGGAGGUGGGUGGGCAGGUAGGGGAAACGAGAAGGAUGGCAAUGGUAAUUCAGAACCCAAAGCGUCCUGGCGACAGCAUUCUUAGGACCUUCAAAACCCAAGUUUGGAAAACAGUGUCAUAUUGCCUAUAAGCAGGCGACUGUCAAAACAGUAGGGCCAAAUCCUAAAAUAUUCUCUACCAAUGCAAUCCUGGAGAAAAGAUUUCAGAAGAUACUAUGGCAGAUGUGGCAGAUACAAGUGGCGGCAUCUUUCCUGGACUGGUCCAUUGCAGCUUGCAGUAUGAGAGGUUUGGCACACAAACUUUCAAAGCUGUCUUAUGUCACCACCAGACAAUAAGUUGUAUCUAACAAAGUGGAAUGGAGUUGCCCCUCAUUCUCCUUCCCUCAGGUGUUUCCCCAAAACCUGUUUGGGGUUCCUCCCCAACCCUCCAGAGCAGAUUUUGGGAUGCCCGGGAAGGGAAGGAGGUUCUGUUGUGCUUCUGGGAGUCCUUCUACUAGCAGGACAACUUUCUUGGAUACAACCCCGCCAGUCUAAUAAUUUAUCUCAACAUUGCCUGCUCUGACUCUCUGGUGGCUCUGACCUGUUCUGGAGCAGCUUCUGUGUGGAUGGGGCCAUAAUUACCCUUCAGGUUCUGAACUUUUGUGAUACCAAAAUGCAUUUAAUAAUGCAUAUUUUAGAAUAAAACGCCUACAUUGAGACAAAAUGCAUACUUAAAUAUUUUGUGAUGAAAUGCAUAUUGAAAUCCAUAUCAAAAUACCGAAAUACAAAUUCUUGUGCAGUUUUUUUAAAAAAAACAACACAGAUUAAUACAGAACAGGAACAGAUUGGAUUUAUGAAUAAACACAUGUAAAGUUGGCGUAGACUAUGGAACCCACCUCAGUUAUGUGACUAUUGGAACGUUCCUCCACCAAAAGAUAGUUCUCAGCAUGUGGAAAGGUAGUAUGUCAGGGGGAAGGC